Dermacentor albipictus is the source of this 3469-nucleotide messenger RNA. RefSeq names its product Octopamine receptor in mushroom bodies (gene Oamb). Lineage: Eukaryota; Metazoa; Arthropoda; Arachnida; Ixodida; Ixodidae. The record is from RefSeq and is a predicted model, not a curated record. Gene Ontology annotation, biological process: cell-cell signaling; positive regulation of cytosolic calcium ion concentration; phospholipase C-activating G protein-coupled receptor signaling pathway. Gene Ontology annotation, molecular function: alpha1-adrenergic receptor activity. Gene Ontology annotation, cellular component: plasma membrane.
CGCGCGGCACGCAGCCCAGGGCGCCUCAGCUCGAGCGCCGGCCGCCGACCGCGUGCAGCCCGGCCGCCGCAUGGGACCGGACGCCGCCGAAGAGGACGACGCGGGCAGCGAGCCCCUUCGCCAGGACCCCGGCACCGUGAACUGACGACGACCAUAAGCGUGGAACUCUUGCCCGACUCUUCGGAGAGGUCGCCCGUACCGCACGCAGCGAGAGACACCGCCGCGAAAAAGUUUUGGCGCCCCGUGGUUCGCGACACGUUCGCCGCUGGUGGGACGUUCCGGCGAGGUGAUGCACCGCGGGCGCUCAAUGACCCUAUGUGAGUGCUUGUCGCGUAGUGAAGUGACUGAGUGACACCGGUCUGGCACCGUGCGACAAACCUGCAGCGGGAGCCAAGAACUUGCCUUCGCCCUUGCAAGGGGAGACACGACGAGACAGCUGAGUAAAUUUGUGUUGCGUGCGCGACCCGCCCCAUCGCACAGCGGCGAGAGGAAAACUUUUUAUUUUCUCGUAUUCCUCGACACUGUUCUUUUUUCUUCUUCUCUUUAUUUUUUUUUGGCUCGUCACUUACGCGAUUAUUUUGCACGCUACUGGCUUUCGAACUUGUUUUAUAUUCUUUGCUUUUUUUCGCGUGAUCCUUCGAACUGACUCGACCAAGAUGCCUGGACUGUGAGACUUCUAAGUGCUUCGGCGCAUCGGUCACAGAAGUCUUGGAACGGAAGGAGCAGUCCCUCAGUCUCAGCAGGUUCCGCACUGCUUCGCAUUUCUGACGGCUGUUCGCCCGGCUGCCUACCGCCAAGCACCACAUAACUCCGGAGAAUUUCUUAUGAGGCCCGGAUAGCGCUGCCGGGGCAGGAGGAGGAGGAGGAGAACGCCAGCCUACAGCCGCUACGCGGGAUCGGCCCUCGAGUCCAGCUGAUCGAAGCUUACGUGGCUUCUGCAAACUUGGACGCCUACAGUCGCCGCAUCCCUCCGUGUAUCCAUGCAAGGUGGCCGCACCAAACUCACCUAACAUGAGAACCUGGCCGUCUGCUUGCUUCGAGGUGUGACCCUGAAAUGCAUGACGGGCUUCCGUCUGACAAUCACAGCCUUUCAACGUCAUCACAACCACCCUGGCGGUUGUCUUGCUGGACCCAUCGAACCGCACGCGAUGCUGCCGGGGGCAGCCCCGACGGACGGGGCCUGGCGGCCGGGAGCGAACCGCGACGCAAGGUAGCCCCGAGCACCGUGGCGGCGGCCCGGUAGCAGCAUGAACGAGACGUGCCUGUCUAGCGUGCCGCCGGACAAGCUCUACGAGCCGGUCACUGUGGCCCUGUUCCUCGUGCUGGGCUUCAUCAACGUACUCGUCAUUUUCGGCAACCUGCUGGUCAUGGUGGCCGUGCUGGCGUCCACGAAGCUGCGUACGGUCACCAACUACUUCGUGGUGUCGUUGGCCGUGGCCGACCUGUCGGUGGGGCUCGUCGUGCUGCCCUACUCAAUUGCGUUGGAGGUGCUCGAGGUGUGGCUCUUCGGCCACACCUGGUGCCAGAUCUGGCUCGCUGUGGAUGUGUGGCUCUGCACUUCGUCCAUCCUAAAUCUGUGCGCCAUCAGCGUGGACCGAUACCUGGCCAUCACGCGGCCGGUUCGCUACCGCAGCCUCAUGUCGUCGCGCCGCGCCAAGCUGCUCAUAGUGGCGGUGUGGGUGAUUGCCUUCGUCAUCUGCUUCCCGCCGCUCGUCGGCUGGAACGACGGGACUCAAAACAGCGUGCCUUACCACGGGUUGAACGAGACCUCGCACAAUUUGAGCAUCGUUGCCGAUGAAGCCGAUGAAGCCGAUGAAGCCGAUGAACCAUUGCCGCUCUGCGAGUCCGCGCAGUGUGUGCUCAUAAACAACAAGGGCUACGUUAUCUACUCAGCUCUGGGCUCCUUCUACAUACCGAUGCUGUUCAUGCUGUUUUUCAACUACCGCAUAUACCGCGCCGCCAUCCAAACUGGACGCGCCCUUGAACGAGGCUUCAUAACCACAAAGUCAGGCAAGAUCAAAGGACGCACGCAGGACCAGAGGCUUACGCUGCGCGUCCAUCGCGGCAACGAUUCCGCUAUGAACGCCAAGCGAGGCAGCGAGCACCUAGGUGCUGAGACCUGCAUCGACGGCAUCGUCACCGGCCGUCGCAGACCCGGACUCAAGAAGUCAAGAGACGAGCCGUCAGCCAGCGCCCGGUCGUCUGCCAGCAAGGCGCGUCAACAGAGUGACCAGCGGGCCACGCGCUCGGCGCCGCCUUCGUUCAAGUCGAACAGGGGCAGCGCCCGCAACAGUGGACACAACGGCACCAGCGGCGGCGGCAGCAAAAGCUCACGCUCGAGCAAACGCAGUCAGCGCUGGCAGGCCAAGCGGUUCCGCACUGAGGCCAAGGCCACCAAGACCGUGGGCACUAUCGUGGGCGGCUUCAUAUGCUGCUGGCUGCCAUUCUUCACCGUGUACUUGGUGCGUGCAUUCUGCGAGCACUGCAUCCCCAACCUGCUGUUCUCGGUCUUCUUCUGGCUCGGAUACUGCAACUCGGCCAUCAACCCGCUCAUCUACGCGCUCGUCAGCAAGGACUUUCGGAUGGCCUUCAAGCGCAUCCUGUGUCGCUGCCGCCUCAAAGAGGGAGGCGUCUCGUCACUCAUCAAACAGAUCCACAUGCUCACUGUACUCGACGACGCACCCCCGGACAACGCCGAGUCACCCUAGAAUCCUGGUCACAUCCUUCUCCUGCCCGUGCUGUGGGGGCACUUCCGCUGGGCGCCACUACUUGUUUGCACCUCACCCGCUCACUGCACGGCGUGUCUGUGCCGUAGUGACUUUUUCGGUGUCCAUCUCACGGCUGUAAGGUCGUUUUCCUCACCCACGUGAAUCACUAUAGCAGCAGAGCAAACGUGCCAGUACCAGAGCGUUUCUGCCACACGUUUGUCACACGAUCAGUUGUUAACUGUUUGUACACACUAAGUGUCUCGUUGUUACUAGGCGUUCGUGGUCGUCCCUACGCUGCUGUGCGCACUUGGUUCGUACUUGUGCGUAACAAUAUGAUCUCCUUCACGUUUUGUCUAGCCCAGAAGAUGUAAGGUCUCCGCUCCCCGUGAGCGUCCGCAAGCGUUCUAAGGCAGUUCGAACGGUCACAUGCCUACUGCGCUGCAGCCACGGAGCACAAAUUUGUACCAAGAGCACUGUGUCUCUAACAGAAAGUGCCGUGUAGUUUGUAUGCCUCUAGAGCCGGUAGCCAUGCUUUAACACGCAAUGAGUGCCACUGCGAAAGUAAACAAGCAGGAGCACCCAGCUUUCAAUUGAAUGUACGCCGAACAUGUUGCCUGCAUAUUUUCCCUGUGCUCUGCGCAUAUUCCUUCUUGUUUUGUAAAUGAAGGCAAAUUAAUCAGGUAUUCAGGUGUGUGUAACCACAGUCAUAAAAUAUAAGUUAUAAAUGAUAUUAUUUUAUUAAUAAAGUUUUCAUUACUGUC